AUGUCCGUGAAAAGGUCUGUUUCCGAAAUCGAAAUUGAAAGUGUCCAAGAUCAUCCCUCUGUUGCCGUAGGAAGUUUCUUCAAGGGCUUCCGUGCUCCCAGUGAGACUAGGUUCGACUUAUACAAAAAAAAGAGGUCUGGUAAUGAUGAAUUCGUAUUGCAUGGUGAAAACGAGAGACUAGAAUACGAAGGUUAUACUGAUUCUUCUUCAGAAGCUUCGAACCAGUAUGUCGUGGGUCUAUAUAAUCCAGAAAAGAAAAGUAUUCAACUGUACAAGGCUCCGGUACUUGUAUCCAAAGUUGUAUCCAAGUCAAGCAAGGAUUUAAGAGGUCCAAAGAUCAAAAGUAAAAGUGAUACCCGUCCAUCGGCUUUGAGAAAUGCAUUGGGUGAAGCGUUCGGUACUAAAAAGGCCAAAAAGGCCAUUGCCGAUCUAGAAAGAAACCGUAUUGACUCUGAUAAGUUGACCGACUCUGCUAUUGACAUUGUGGAUUCUGUUAGAACUGCAUCCAAAGAUCUACCAACCAGAGCUCAAUUGGAUGAAAUUACUUCCAACGACAGACCUACUCCAUUGGCCAACAUUGAUGCCACUGACGUAGAACAAAUUUACCCAAUUGAAAGUAUAAUACCAAAGAAAGAAUUACAGUUUAUUCGUGUUUCGUCAAUUCUGAAAGAGUCUGAUAAGGAAAAGAAGUUGGAAUUGUUUCCAUAUCAAAACAAUUCCAAGUAUGUGGCAAAGAAAUUGGACUCUUUGACACAGCCUUCACAAAUGACCAAACUACAGCUAUUAUACUACUUAUCACUAUUACUGGGCGUAUACGAAAAUAGACGCGUGAAUAACAAGACCAAGCUGCUAGAAAGAUUGAACAGUCCUCCUGAAAUCUUAGUAGACGGUAUCUUGAGCAGAUUUACUGUGAUAAAACCUGGUCAAUUCGGAAGAUCAAAAGAUCGCUCAUAUUUCAUUGACCCACAAAAUGAAGAUAAAAUCUUAUGCUACAUCUUGGCAAUCAUCAUGCAUUUGGAUAACUUCAUUGUUGAAAUUACACCUUUAGCGCACGAAUUGAACUUGAAACCUUCUAAAGUUGUCAGUUUGUUCAGGGUACUCGGUGCUAUUGUCAAGGGUGCCACAGUGGCUCAAGCUGAAGCUUUUGGUAUUCCAAAAAGUACUGCAGCUUCUUAUAAAAUUGCCACGAUGAAAGUUCCAUUUAAGCUACCUGAAAUGACAAGAAGAGGAAGAGGUCCAAGACGUUAG
This is a messenger RNA of Saccharomyces paradoxus, 1248 nucleotides long. It is a transcript of the gene RPA49, whose product is annotated as DNA-directed RNA polymerase I subunit RPA49. Gene Ontology annotation, cellular component: RNA polymerase I complex. The transcript has a single exon. NCBI's taxonomy places the organism in Eukaryota, Fungi, Ascomycota, Saccharomycetes, Saccharomycetales, Saccharomycetaceae. Gene Ontology annotation, biological process: transcription elongation by RNA polymerase I; RNA polymerase I preinitiation complex assembly; nucleolar large rRNA transcription by RNA polymerase I. The record is from RefSeq and is a predicted model, not a curated record. Gene Ontology annotation, molecular function: DNA binding. The coding region runs from base 1 to 1248 and encodes 415 amino acids.